GCUCCUCUCGAAAGAUUUCGAAAAUGGAGCCUCUUACAACUACUUAUCCACUGAAAUACUCAGUGCCCAAAGCAAGGGUCUUUGUUGUCUUUCUGUCGAUGGUUCUGUGUACUGCCAUUCUCUGCCUGCUGCAACUCAGAUUUUUUAAACCUAAAAUCAAAGAUUUUUAUUCUUUCGAAGUCAAGGACUCAAGAGGAAGGAUCGUUUCUUUGGAGAAGUACAGAGGGAAAGCAACUUUAGUUGUAAACGUGGCCAGUUACUGCCAACACACAGACAAAAAUUACAUCGCACUGCAAGAACUACACAGAGAGUUUGGUCCCUCCCACUUCACUGUGCUGGCUUUUCCCUGCAACCAGUUCGGAGAAUCAGAGCCUAGUUCAAGCCAGGAAGUAGAAUCUUUUGCCAGAGGAAACUAUGGAGUAACCUUCCCUGUUUUCCACAAAAUCAAGAUCCUAGGAUCAGAAGCAGAGCCUGCCUUUAAAUUUCUAAUAGAUUCUUCAAAGAAAGAGCCUCGAUGGAAUUUCUGGAAGUACCUUGUCAGCCCUGAGGGUAAAGUUGUGAAAUUCUGGAGACCUGAAGAGCCCAUAGAAAGUAUCAAACCAGAAGUAGCAUCGUUAAUCAGGCAGAUUAUCAUGAAAAAAAGAGAAGACCUCUGAAGAAGCCAUUCACACUGUGAACCUAUUCAACAGCACAGGUACACAGCUUUAUUACGUUCCUGGGAAACGCUGCUAGAAGCUAAACCAUCAGGUAAUGUUACUUCUUUUGGCGCUAGUAUUUUCAGCUACACUAUGUCUAUUAAUGUUGGAUUAACCACCGAGAUUACUGAGAAUGGCAAAGCAAUCAGUACCUUGCAGGGAUGGACCUUCCGUUUGCAUAAAGUUCCUGGAUGUUUCUUUAAAUCCCUGAGGAUGGCUAAUUAGCAUUGUCAUCAGCAGGAAGAUUACUAAGAAGAGGCUUUGUUGAUAAAUUACUCAGUAUUUGCACAGAAGAGUUUUGUUUCCCAUAUAAUGAGUAACAAAUAGAUUUUGAUAGUCCAUUAACACAUAUUUGACCUGACUGAAAGACAUGGGGUGCAGAGGUAUCAUACCAGGGUUUUUAGAGACCAAUACAGCUGAAGAUACCAGCUUUGCAAUACCUUCUCAAGGGAAAUUACUGAGUUGUGAAGCUGUCAACUUAGUUGUAAAAAACUGUACAUAGAAAAUAAAAUUUUUAGAAGAAAAAAA
This is a messenger RNA of Calidris pugnax (ruff), 1223 nucleotides long. It is a transcript of the gene GPX8, whose product is annotated as glutathione peroxidase 8 (putative). Lineage: Eukaryota; Metazoa; Chordata; Aves; Charadriiformes; Scolopacidae. The record is from RefSeq and is a predicted model, not a curated record. Gene Ontology annotation, biological process: response to oxidative stress. The coding region runs from base 24 to 656 and encodes 210 amino acids. The transcript is spliced from 3 exons. Gene Ontology annotation, molecular function: glutathione peroxidase activity.